Molecule: messenger RNA, 5141 nt
Organism: Carassius auratus (goldfish)
Lineage: Eukaryota; Metazoa; Chordata; Actinopteri; Cypriniformes; Cyprinidae
Product: MORC family CW-type zinc finger protein 3-like
Exons: 17
Coding region: 95-2818 (907 amino acids)
Cellular component (GO): nucleus; nucleoplasm
Molecular function (GO): zinc ion binding; ATP hydrolysis activity
Source: RefSeq, a predicted model, not a curated record
CACACACACACACACACACACAAACUGAAGAAGGAGGAAGAAUAAACCAUCUGCAUGCAUCUCUUUUCAUCUGACGUGUGUUUUAACCCUCGUGAUGGCGAGACUGAGCGAACACGGGAUCCGGCUGAGCUCUAUGAGCCCGUCGUACCUGGAGAGCAACUCCACCAGUCACACAUGGCCCUUCAGUGCGGUCGCGGAACUCAUCGAUAAUGCAUCUGACCCAGGCGUCACAGCCAAGAACAUCUGGAUUGAUGUUGUGACGGUCAGAGAACAAUUGUGCCUCAGUUUUAUGGACAACGGGAGUGGUAUGACGCCCAACAAACUGCACAAAAUGCUCAGCUUUGGAUUCACAGAGAAAGGCUCCAGCAAAAGCAGUCAUCAGCCCAUUGGCGUGUAUGGAAACGGGUUUAAGUCGGGUUCGAUGCGCCUGGGCCGUGAUGCUCUGAUCUUCACAAAAAAUGGCGGCUGUCAGAGCGUGGGCAUGUUGUCUCAAAGCUUCUUACAGGCUAUUAAAGCUCAGGCUGUGAUCGUACCCAUUGCCCCGUUCAACCAACAGACCAAGACAUUGGUGGUAACGGAGGAUUCAGAGGCGAGUCUGAGAGCCAUCCUGAAAUAUUCUCUCUUCCAGAGCAUCUCUGAGUUACAAGAGCAGUUGGACUCCAUUCAGGGCAAAAAAGGAACCAAGAUCCUCAUCUGGAACAUCCGCAGAAAUAAAGAUGGAAAGCCAGAGUUUGACUUCGACACAGAUGCAGAGGACAUCCGUCUGCCGGAGAUCAGAUCAGAGGAGACACAUGCAAAAUGGAGGAGAGAUUUUCACAAGCAACGCAGAGACAGUAACGACGUCCCUGAGAUGGAGUUUUCUCUCAGAGCCUAUCUCAGUAUCCUUUACCUGAAGCCCAGGAUUCAGAUCAUUUUGAGACAGAAGAAAGUCCAGACUAAGCUGAUUGCCAAGAGUUUGUCCAUGAUUGAGAACGACGUCUAUAAACCUCAGUUCAUCAAUGAGAGAGUGAAGAUAACUUUUGGAUUCAACCCGAAAAAUAAGGAGCACUAUGGAAUUAUGAUGUACCAUAAAAACAGACUGAUAAAGGCCCAUCAGAAAGUUGGCUGCCAAAUCAAGUUGUCAGGUCAAAGGUCAGGGGUCGGGGUCAUCGGAGUAAUUGAGUGUAACUUCCUCAAGCCUGCUCAUAACAAGCAGGAUUUUGAGUACACCAAAGAGUACAGACUCACGCUAGCUGCUCUUGGUCUCAAACUGAAUGACUACUGGCGUGAAAAGAAGGAAAAGAAAGCGAAAGAAAGAGCAUUUCAAGCCUUAGAGAGGAAAAGCAAAGAUGGCGAUACUGAGGAAACGGAGGAAGAGGAUGAUGAAGAGGAGGAAGAGGAGGAGGAAGAAGAAGAAGUGGACGUGACGUGGAUUCAGUGUGAAGACUGUUUGAAAUGGAGAGGAAUCAACACUCUCCUGUUUGCUGGAAGCGUUCCCGAUCCGUUCAGAUGCUGCAUGCACCCGAUACCACGCUUACAGAGUUGCUUGUUACCAGAGGAUACGGAUGAAAAUGCUGAAGUUAAAACAUCCAGCUAUGAAAAAACACUCAAAAAACAGGAACACGCCACAAUCAAGAGAAGAGGAAGAUCUCUUGAGAUGAGUAAAAGCCCAGUGCGUCCUCUCUGUCGAGGACUAUCUGAACCAGCAUCAGAGAGCAAGCAGGAUGAGGUCACCGUUAUAAUGACGACAGAUACACAGGAUGCAGGUGAGGAUGGAGUCAGAGUCGCUGUCACAGAAGAGGAAGAGUCUUCACCCUCCCCAAGAAAAAGAAGGAAAGAAACAUGCUCAGAUAUUGAAAAGGGUACUGAGUCCCCAAACCAUGCUGAAGCUCCAGAUCUCCCAUCUGAGGGAGAAACAGAAACAGUGGACAACAUGCAUGAAGGAUCGGAGACAAACACCAGCACAUCACCAGCAGCAGAUCCGGUGACUCAGGAGGACAGUAUUCAGCCUGAGGCCACGUUACCUGAAGGCUCUUUCGAGCCCCAGACGUCUCAGGGGCCACAGAUGGCCAAAGAUCAGCCAAGGAUUCCCCCUCACCCUCUCACACCACACGCCUCCACAACCAUGGCUCAGACAGUGGUCGUCACUCCUCUCAGCCGGCCGGGAUUUCAGCCUGUGUCCCCAUUGUUGGCAGACGGGUCGGACCGGGCGGCUCUUGCUCAGAGACUGGCUCAGCUGGAGCGGGAAGCCAAGAGGCUAAAAAGAAUUCUGGGCAUCCGUGAGCUGGAGGUUGCCAUGGUAACAGAGGCAGAAGGGGGCGGGCCUUCUGAGGUCACCAUGGUUGAUUCGGUGUCAUGUGAGCAAAAUGCGGAAAGAUUGAACCCAAUGUCAAUUGAAUCAAGGAGGGAGGAGCUUUCUGAUUGUCAGAAAUCAGAGGAACAGGCAAACCGGCCACCAUCCAGUUCAUCCCCCAUCCAGCAGGAGGCAAAAACAUGUCCGAAAGACGAGCUGUACUGGAGUAAGACAUUAGCCAAACUCCAGAGUGAGAACCAGACGCUGCUAACUGAUAUGAACGAGCUGAGAACGGAGAGAGACCAACUGCUGAACCAAGUGAGACAGACAGAGAGAGACAAUCAAGACAGGAGAGACCAGAGCACCAACACACCCAGCCUCACUUACAACAGCAGUGUGACAUUGGAGAGGUUGCGAUCUAUCCGUCAGAAUGUGGUUGCAUUGUUGUCUUCCAUCCUACCGAGCCUGGAUAUGCAGGGAAUCAGCUACGACACGACUGAUGUAGACAGCAUCCUACAGCAGAUCAUACAGGCCAACAACCUGUGAUCCUUCAGCCGCAUUACAGAGCAAUGGCUGCCUUAUCACACACAAGCAUUUGGUAUCAACAUACAUGUAUAUAUAACAAAAUUCAUCUGAAACCAUACAGAAGGCAGAAGUUUGAAGGACAUAUUUAAGACUGCAAAAUUGGUGAAUGGAAAUAACAGCAUUAAAAAGGUCUCUUUUUUUUCAUAAACAUACGUUUUAUUGCAGGUUAAAGCUACUAUAAAUUUCACACACAAACACAUUCAAAUAAUUUAUAUUUUACAUUUAUAUAAAUCGCAUGCAUUGAUCGGACCAAAAUGCCUCCUGUCUCUCCAGUGCUGCAAGUCCACAAUCGUGUCACAAACAUCUGAGGUUUCACACAGACACUUCAUUGCUUUCAUUUCAGUUGCAUUGCUCGUAAAUAUACGCAUCUGCAGGUUUUUAAAGGAAUAGUGCACCCCAAAAUGUAAAAUUACCUAAAAUGUAAUGUACCCUCUGGAAAUGCUAGAUAUAGAGGAGUUUGUUUGUUCAUAGGAACAGACUUGGAGAAAUUUUGCAGUACAUCAGUUGCUCACCAAAUGAUCCUCUGCAGUGAAUGGGUGUCGUCAGAUGAGAGUCCAAACAGCUGAUAAAAACAUCACAAUAAUCCACACCACUCCAGUCCAUCAAUUAACAUCUUGUGAAGUAAAACUGUGUGUUUGUAAAACAUUCAAUUCAAUUCAAUCAGUUAUUGAGGCAGUUUAACUGGCUUCCGGCCAAAACACAAGUCCAUAAUUUUGCUUCCUCCACUGAAAAAGUCCAUCGCCUGUUGUCCCCGCACAUCAAAAUCCACCCACAUAUUUAUUUAGAUCCUGAUCUGUGCAUAUUUCUCACCUGAUUGAGACGAGACAACUUUUUCACUGGACAAAGCAUGUUAUGGAUAGAGGACUUAACGUUCAUGUAAAUCACUUGUGCAUUAUUGUGAUGUUUUAUCAGCUGUUUGGACUCUCUUUCUGAAGGCACCCAUUCACUGCAGAGGAUCCAUUGGUGAGCAACUGAUGUUAAGCUACAUUUCUCCAAAUCUGUUCCAUAAACACAUAAACUUGUGCCUUUUGGAUGGCCUGGAGAUUAGUAAAUGUAAAUUUUUGGUUGAACUGUUCCUUUAAGAGAGUUUAAUACAAACAUUUUUAGUAUUAUUAUCUUUCUAUAAUUAUUAAUUUUCUAUAAUCUUUUUAAAGUGACUUUCAAUCCAUAAAUUUAACCACUGAUGAUUAAACUUAACAGGUCUAACUUUGCAAACGGAUAGUAAUGCAACAUUUCACAGAGUCAUUGUCCUGCUAUACAGUCAUUUUCAUUACAGAAUAAAAGUCAUCAGUGCUUUAUUUUGGAAUUUGUUUUUUUGGCACAUUUCUUUCAGUCAUGACUGUGGGUACAAGGUAAAUGAAAAGACUAAAAACGCUCAGAUUUUCCAUAACUUUAUUUUUAUUACAUAAUAUUACACAAUACUGCUUUCAUGACAAUAAGUAAUUGGAAGAAACUUACAGAAAUUGGAACUCUCCAACAAGAGAAUAGCAAGUAAAGAUUCACUCCUUUUGCAAAAUGCAGGAUGAAAGUGGAAACAGUGUUAGUUUGUGCAUUGAGUAACAGUUAAUUAGAAACACAGUGAGGUGAAGUCAGUAAAUUCACAGGUCAUGUGGCAGGAGCAGGCGAUUCAUUCACAUUCAGAUUCAAAUGACAAAAGUGCGUUUCAUAGGGCAGAUGAACUGAUGCUUUAAAUCAAUGUGACCAAUUUUUUAAACAUUUUUUAUAUUUUAAUGCAUCAGUGAUUUACUGCAUCAGUGAUUCUCAUUUGUACUGGUUCAAAUGUCUUCCUAAUUCUGCCAUAUUAAAAUCAUGUAUUAAAGCUCUUUAAACAUCUGAUAAUUAAUACUGAAGUCUUUCAGGAUUUUUUUUAAGCCUGAACAGGCUUAAUUUAAAGCUAAUUUGCCUAAUACAAAAGCAACUGUUAAAAAAAUCACAAAUACAGCACAGAAACCAAUUACAGGUGACGGUAUAAAACAAAAGCAGAUUGAAACAUGACUGAAAACAAACCAGAACGAUCAUUGCACGAUUUGACGAUAAAACUUCUGAUAUAAUAAUGUGAUAUGCAACUAUUUACAGGUUAUGAAGCUCAACUACAUCUGAUUAAAUAUAAGUGUCCAGACUCAUUCAGUCAAGUGAUUAAAGAUCAGGAUGAAUAGGCCAAGCCUGUGCUUAAACAACAGGUUCUAGUUUCAUCUCAAUGUACAUGCUUUAGAAUAAGUUUUUUUUUGUUUGUUUGUUUUUUUCAUGUUCUAGAACAUCAUGUUAUGGCUGAGAGUUUUGAGAA